AUGGCCUCCAUCAUUGGUCCGCAGAUCAAAAUGUCUUCUAGCGCAUUAUCAUCGAUACUUAAUAAACACAAUUUAACUGGCGAGAAUUUUACCGAUUGGAAAAGGAACCUAAAGAUCAUCCUAACCUUUGAGAAACUAAAUUUCGUACUAAAUACACCUUGUCCUCCGGAGCCACCUGUUGAUGCUCCUAAUGAGGUUUUCGUAGCGUAUCAACGCUGGAAGGACUCUGACGAUAUGGCGAGCAUGUCCACUGUGCUACAAGCACAACAUGAAGAUUACAUAACUGCUCAUCAGAUUAUGGAUAAUCUUGAGGACAUGUUCGGUGGCCAAGCUGCUGAAAAAUAUCGGGAAGCCCUAAGUAACCUCAUUAACUGUAGAUAG
Messenger RNA from Morus notabilis, 381 nucleotides. RefSeq lists its product as uncharacterized. The coding region runs from base 1 to 381 and encodes 126 amino acids. The transcript has 2 exons. NCBI's taxonomy places the organism in Eukaryota, Viridiplantae, Streptophyta, Magnoliopsida, Rosales, Moraceae. The record is from RefSeq and is a predicted model, not a curated record.